GAGAGAGUGCGAUUAAAGCCAAGCCAAAGGACUGGAGUGAACAGCUUGAAUAGAGAAGUGAAGCCUAUACGUCCUAACCCGUUUUUCCUUACCAUUCCUUUCCUCCUCCUCUCCUCCUCCUCUUCCUCUCCCAUUCUCAACAUUCUUAGGACUGCCAGAGCUACUGCCACCUGCACCUCCUUGCGUCUCCUCUUUCCUCUUCCUCUUCUACCUCACCCUAACUAUCCAAUCGCGAACUCGCCGCUCUCCGUUCUGGCACUUUAGAAAAUAUCCCUGAGCCAUCAGUCAGUGGGCACCUUCCUGUACCUGUACCAAGUGUCUGGAACAGCGAGGCAAAAGUCAUCAGGAGCUCCCUCAUCAGAGGCGGACCUUCUCGGAAGCCCAGUCCGACACACAGAUCUUGCCUUCUCCCCAGAGGACCGGCUUGCAACACACUGGUGCAGACAGCAAAGCCUGGAAUUGCACAGCCCCACCGUUGCCUCCACCACAUUUCUAGCUACUUGGCAGCUCCCGCCCCCGUGUCACCAUUCCCUGCCUCAGUGCUAAGGAUUCCAGCUACAUGGGCAAGCGAUUGGAGCAGCAGCCAAUGUACCCUCAGUACACCUACUACUACCCCCACUAUCUCCAAACCAAGCAGCCCUAUGCUCCACCCCCUCAUCCCAUGGCUCCUCCCAGCCCCAGCACCAACAGCUGCAGCCAGGGAGGGGCGGAGCAGCUCAGUAAGACCAACCUGUACAUUCGCGGUCUGCCGCCUGGAACCACCGACCAGGACCUUAUCAAGCUCUGCCAACCGUAUGGAAAAAUAGUGUCAACCAAGGCCAUUCUCGAUAAGAACACUAACCAGUGCAAAGGUUAUGGCUUUGUGGAUUUUGACAGCCCAGCUGCAGCUCAGAAGGCCGUGUCAUCUCUCAAAGCCACUGGGGUGCAAGCCCAAAUGGCCAAGCAACAAGAGCAGGACCCCACAAACCUGUACAUCUCCAACCUGCCAGUGUCGAUGGAUGAACAGGAGCUGGAGAACAUGCUGAAGCCCCUGGGUCACGUCAUCUCUACAAGGAUACUUAGAGAUGCCAAUGGGGUCAGCAGAGGAGUCGGCUUCGCCAGGUAAAUAAAGACCAUAAAUCAAUGGGCAAAAAUUGACUUGUUUGUCCUUGCAUGUUAUAGGAGAAACAGUUAUCCUAAAAAAAAUCCAUAAAUUCCCGUGACUUGAGCUCUACAUUGAAAAUGUUAUGUCUCUGGAGUAAGUGGAGGUAUCUAGAUGGCACAUACUUAUCAAAGUAAUGGUUCUUUAAAUUCUGAGAAGUCCCCAGUAGAGCCAUAAAAGAAAUUGCACAACUGUUGUCUUGGGUUGAAACUGUUACUGAGGAUUUAAAUAAACGUGGGUAUCCAACACACAACGAGAAUCUGUGUCGACAUCAGAAAAAUGCUGUUAAUCUCUACAACUCUUGCAGGAAGUCCAAGACCAACAGCUUAAAAUGCUACGAUCAACAUUCAGCUGUGUUGAUCACAGCAGCGGAGUAUAACUGGAAGCCAUACUUUUCAGAUUCUCAUUUGUAAAAAUAAAAAAGGGCAAACAUAUUUACGUUAAACUUCACAAUUGUACACUGUUUGUGCCAGCUUUUUAACAUAUAGCUCUCAAUAAAAUAAAGUUUGUAGUUGUAAACUGAUACAUUGUGAAAGGUUUCAAAAGGAGUGGAUACUUUUAUAAAGCAAACGCAGUGUCCAUGUGUUUCACAAGCACGGAUAGUGGCUAUUGCAUCACUGUAAAGUCACUGCUGCUGUUUUUCUAGAGCCAAGCCUGUCAUUUAACAGUUUUUUUUUUCCAUUUUCUACUUUGGAAAGUUUCUUCUACAGCUUAUUAAUCCCCCAAAGUCAUAAACCACUCUGUCCUUGUCCUCGACAGCAGCCACCAGGCUCUCAUUCCUCCCUGUUUACCCAGAGGAGGCCGGUGACGGCCACACCACCGCCAUCUUGCAGGGAUUUUUCUUAAUCACCUGCUCUGGCUAAACUCCUCUCCUAUUCCCUGCUCUAUUACUGAAAGGUUAAAGCAGGAUAGAUGAACGCAUACACACCAAAUAAACAACUGCACAAAUAAGCAUAUGCGCAGAUAGAUCCCGCAUGCAAGUCGUUGUGCACAUGUAACAACACACAUUAAAAACUAGCCUCUUAGUUGCGCUCCCUCAAACAGGCAGCCCUCCUGCAGACCAGCAAACAGAGCACAGCAACAACCUGCCACAGGCCACCUGUUCAAGCAGCCUCAGUGGCUGCAGGGACAGACAUGAUGGAAAGGGAAUCUGAGAAAGCGGCUACAUGAGAGGGACGCGGGUGUGACGCAUCGGUCUCAGAGAAACAAGUAACUUUAGAGGUCACUAUGAAGAGACAAAAUGUUUUUUUUUUUUGUUUGUUUGUUUUUUUUUUUACUGAGAUGAUCAGAAAUCUUUACAGAAAGCGAAAAGACUGAAAGAGGCAAAGUUUAAAAAAUUAUUAUACAGGCACGAAUGGCUGAAGAAAUGAUCGAUUAUAGUAAAAAAACAAAAAACAAAAAGUGUCCGUAAAAGAAGCUAGAAGGACAACUGUCCACAGAAGACAAAACAGAUCAAUGGACUACAUAAAAUGUAGACCUCCCAUUAGCUGUGUCAACAGACAGACAGACAGGCAGCUGCUGAGGGCUGGACUGUGAGGGGCAUUAGAGAGAGUAAACUGAGCUAAGUGUUUGUGGGCUGAUCCAUUACUGUUAUCAGAGCCCAUUACUCCAGCCCCAGCACUAAUCAUUGCAGACAGCAGCACCUGAUGCCAUUAACCAGCAGCAUACUCAGAAAAGCCAAACCUGCCUCCCCGUCUACCUGCCUGACUCUGCAGCUGACUGACCAACGCUCAGCCUGGCUCACUGGUUUGUUUCUCAGUGGCUGCUUUCCAGUCUGCCUGCCUCAUUUGCUCCUAGUAUUCUGGGCUGAUUUCUACCUGCUGUGGUGAUGGAGAGACAAUGACGAGAGAUGGAGUUUUUACAAAACAAACAAAAAAAAGUCAUUUUUAGAAAAGGAACAAAGGGGUGUGCUCUGCAUUAGCAAUUCUUACCAUUUAAAAAAAAAAGGAAAUAUGCUAAAAUAUUAUUUUUUUAACAGUCAUCCACUUUUUAGAUGCAGGAGUAACGCGCUUAGAAUUAGUCCCAAAUAAUCUCAGUGCUGUUUUUACAAUACCAUUCACUUAACCCAGGAAAAUACUACAAUAAAAUGAUUACUCACCUCCACUGGCUCAUAUUUGGGACAGGUUGGUGAGUGGUACAUGCUGCUGCGCCCUGGCAACCCGGUGGUAGGAGAUGCCAAGCAGAUGACGACAACUGACCGGUUCAUAGUUAUAGUCAGUUUACCAUAGCAACUAAUCUCGUUAUUAGCCAAUGUUUAUGUCUACGAUAGUUCAUAAUAAACUAUUAAUAUUGGUUGUGAUAGGAAUUAACCAACUAAUACCUAAAAUCAAAAACUCAGUUGUUAUUUAUGUUGUGUGUACAUCAGCUGUGGGUGUGUAUGUUGGGGUAAAAAUAAGGCAAAGGAUUCUCAGAAAUGGUCAAUCUGGUCUUGCAACAAGAUGGCUCCUGUGACAAAAAAAAAAAAAAAAAAAAAAAAAAAAAUUAGUCCUAAGAUGGGGGAUCUAA
Messenger RNA from Poecilia latipinna (sailfin molly), 3646 nucleotides. Its product is annotated as RNA-binding motif, single-stranded-interacting protein 3-like. The transcript is spliced from 5 exons. NCBI's taxonomy places the organism in Eukaryota, Metazoa, Chordata, Actinopteri, Cyprinodontiformes, Poeciliidae. The coding region runs from base 560 to 1105 and encodes 181 amino acids. Gene Ontology annotation, molecular function: RNA binding. Gene Ontology annotation, cellular component: ribonucleoprotein complex. The record is from RefSeq and is a predicted model, not a curated record.